Molecule: messenger RNA, 5204 nt
Organism: Anoplopoma fimbria (sablefish)
Lineage: Eukaryota; Metazoa; Chordata; Actinopteri; Perciformes; Anoplopomatidae
Gene: fcho2
Product: FCH and mu domain containing endocytic adaptor 2
Exons: 26
Coding region: 180-2657 (825 amino acids)
Biological process (GO): synaptic vesicle endocytosis; clathrin coat assembly; clathrin-dependent endocytosis
Cellular component (GO): plasma membrane; clathrin-coated vesicle; cytoplasm
Source: RefSeq, a predicted model, not a curated record
GCUGUGGCCGAGUGGAGGUGGAGUCUCUGCAUGGGGAGGGAGAAGAAAGAAAGGGGAGAGGAGCAGAAACGGGGAAAGGCAGAUAGAAGAGAAACUGGGGGAGGACUGUGGAUGAUUUUCGCCAUAAAAGUUGCAUUACAACCAAUUUGCGAGUUGCGGGCGAAGAGGAAUAAAACAAGAUGAUAACCCCCUACUUCCUAGAGAAUUUCUGGGGUGACAAAAACAAUGGCUUCGAUGUGCUCUACCAUAACAUGAAGCAUGGCCAGAUUUCCUCCAAGGAGCUGACAGACUUCAUCAGAGAAAGGAGUACUAUAGAAGAAGCCUAUGCCAGGUCCAUGACAAAACUUGCCAAGUCAGCUGGCAACUUCUCUCAGCUCGGGACUUUUGCUCCGGUGUGGGAUGUGUUCAAGACCUCAACGGAGAAGCUGGCCAGCUGUCACAUGGAGCUGGUGAGGAAGCUCCAGGAACUUAUAAAAGAGGUGCAGAAGUACGUGGAGGAGCAGGCCAAAGCACACAAAAAGACAAAAGAAGAGGUGGCGUCCACGCUGGAUGCCGUGCAGAACAUCCAGACCACCUCUCAGGCUCUGCAGAAGUCCAAGGAGAUCUACAACGCCAAAACUGUGGAGCAGGAGCGCCUCCGCAAAGAGGGGGCCACCCAGAGAGACGUGGACAAGGCUGGAGUGAAAGCCAAAAAAGCCACAGAGACCUACAAGUCCUACGUGGAGAAAUACGCCGCCGCCAAGUCAGAGUUUGAGCAGAAGAUGGCAGAAACUGCACAGAAAUUCCAAGACAUCGAAGAAAACCACAUUCUCCACAUGAAGGAGAUCAUUCAGUCGUACUCGCAGUCCGUGGACGAAACGCACAUCCAAAUAGGAGAGGUCCACACCGAAUUUGUGAGGAACAUCGAGAACACCUCAGUGGAGAGCUUAAUACACAAACUGGCCGAGAGCAAAGGAACGGGAAAAGAGAGACCAGGACCCAUUGAGUUUGAGGAGUGCAAUGCAGCUAUUGCUACUGAAGGUGCCAAACCCAGAAAGAGAAAACCAUUUGGCAUCCCAGGACGAAGGAAAGACAAGGACACAGACUCCACGGAGUCCACAGAAGUGGAAGCUGCUAACACUGCCAACGGCGCUCCCCCUGGAUACUACGGCGCCAUAGACAUCCAGAAUGCUAAUAUUCCCCAGGUUGAUGCAGAGGGCUUCUGUAUCCGACCAGAAGGAAAUGAAAACGAUGCCAAAGAGAACGCCUUCUACUCGUCCAGCGACUCAGAGGACGAAGAUGAACCCAGGAAGUUCCACGUAGAAAUCAAGCCCGUCGUGCCAAACAACGGCACGCACCAGAACCGAGCCACCAUCGACGAGCUCAAAGCCUCCAUCGGAAACAUCAUCCUGUCGCCCUCCACCUCGGGACAGAUGCGGAGGAACCAGUCCAGUGACGAGCUGGCAAAACCCAGAGUGCCAACACCAUACGAACUGACGAACAACGACCUUCUGUCUCUGGACCCGUUCGGCCCGACUCUGGCAGCAGGCUCCUCUUCAUCUGUGUCCUCAUCAACAGUGCCAGUACCGAACCGACCGACCACCCCGCUGACAGCCGGAGCCCUGGUGCCUCCACCUCGACCCUCCUCCAGACCCAAACUCCCCACAGGAAAACUCACAGGAAUCAAUGAGAUUGUACGGCCGUUCAGCCCACCCAAGACCUCCAACGCCAGCCCUCCUCCUGCUGCGCCUCUCGCCCGGGCGGAGAGCUCCUCCUCCUUGUCCUCCAACGCCUCGCUCAGCGCCGCUAACACCCCCACCGUCGGGACGUCUCGCGGUCCCAGCCCGGUGACCUUGGGAUCUCUAGAUGCUUUGCCCAUCGCCGUGGCCUUCACAGAAUCGGUUAAUGCUUACUUCAAAGGAGCUGAUCCCACUAAGUGCAUUGUGAAGAUCACAGGAGACAUGACCUUGUCGUUCCCCAUGGGCAUCAUCAAGGUGUUCACCACCAACCCCUCCCCCGCCGUGCUCACCUUCAAACUGAAGAACACCAGCAGGUUGGAGCAGAUCUUACCCAACCAGCAGCUACUAUACAGUGAUCCUUCCCAAAGUGACUCAAAUUCCAAGGACUUCUGGUUCAACAUGCAAGCGCUGACGUCCUACCUCAGGAAAUCUUCAGAACAGAAUCCUACAGCUUCCUAUUAUAACGUGGACAUCCUGAAAUACCAGGUGCAGUCGGACGGGAUCCAUUCCACUCCUCUCAACCUGGCCGUGUACUGGAAGUGCACACCGAGUACAUCGGACCUGCGGGUGGACUACCGCUACAACCCCGAGUCCAUGGCCUCCCCGGGUCCUCUAUCCAACGUUCAGAUCUUAGUGCCCGUAGACGGAGGAGUCACCAACAUGCAGUCUCUGCCCAACUCCAUCUGGAAUGCCGAGCAGAAUAAGUGUCUGUGGAAGCUGAGUGACAUCUCAGAAAAGUCUGAAAAUGAAGGCGCCGGGUCCCUGAGGGCCAAGUUUGAACUGUCAGACGGCCCAUCGAACCCCUCCACUCUAGCAGUGCAGUUCAUGAGCGAGGGGAGCACCCUGUCAGGAGUGGACAUGGAGCUGCAGGGCCCCGGAUACAGACUUUCCCUCAACAAGAAGAGGUUUGCCACAGGUCGUUACAUGGCAGAUUGCUGAGUCGACCCACCACUCUGGUUCUCAAGAAAGAAAACAUCUUGUUUGACGCAAAAGUUGGCAACUUUACAAAGCUUCCUGAACCUCUGGAUCCAUCUGAGCUUUCAGCCCGGGAGGCGAGAAUCUCACUACAAUAACACAGCACUGAGUAUUGAACACUGUUUAAGAAAAAAGAAAAGAAAGAAAAGAAGAUGAGCUUUCAGGAAAUGUGUAGAUAUGAAGUCUAAUAAUGCUUUCUGAUCAACUCACUUUUGUAUAGUCAUUAUACAUUAGAUAUAAAUCUAUAUUGUAUUUGAAAUCAUAAAAAAAAAAAAAACGUGCACUAACAAUCUUUCAGACGCUCUUCUUCCUCUUAUAUUCAUCUUUUCUCAAGAGCCUAUAAGGAAUAUAAAACAAAACCAUGGAAGAGAAGAAAAGGUUCCUUCCUCUGAACUGUAAAUAUUAACACUGAUCAUUCUGCUCAACGCUCAAAUCACUUCUGUUUACUGAUCCUUCUCUCUCUUCCUCCUCACGAUUUUUUUAUUUUUUUUUAUCAUGUGCAAUGAAGCAAUGAAGGUAGAAUCUGUCUUAAGCAGAACUCACACACUUAUGGCACAAGCUUGAUCUCUUAGAAUAACAUUGAAGUGCUUUCGCACUAAUGCAAAAAACAGAAAGAUCUGACCUCAGUGCCUCGUCUUAUUCUGCGGAUCAACAGGCAACAAAAUGUUUUUUACCCAGAUUUGGGUUUUCCAGAUUUAAGCUACAUUUCUCUGUGGUGAAAAGCAUGGAGUGUUUUUUUAAACUUUUACCCCUAAUGGGGUCUUUUUUUAGAAUUGAACUUGUUAAUUCCCCUCUCAGUCAUGGCUUGUACUUUUAAAGUGUUUAAGCCGUUCAUUUGUACACUUUAUGAAAGAAAUCUUGACUGUAAAACAUUUUGUCAAAUGUUUAGAUGCUUUAAAGAAACAAAACAAGGGAAAUAACCCCAAAUUGCAAAAACUUGUAGCCUUUUUUUAAAUCACACUUUUGUGCCCCAAUAAUGGAGAAAUGUGCCUGAAUCUACUUUUUUCUUUUAUACACUACAGCACAGUUAUUAAGAAAAAGCACCAACAAAGUGCCAGUUUUUACUCCUUUUAUUUGGAUGUUGAAGGGAAAAACGUCUCCUCUUUUUACAACCCGACUGUCUUCCACAAAAUGAAUGAGUCACGUUUGCCUUUCUGCGACUGAGUUUGACCAUCGAACUCUUUUCUAUCUUGUCUUUUCUUUCUAUCUGACGCUCGUCGGUUGACCUGAAACCUCUCGUUCGUUCGCUCGCUCGCUGUUCAGCAGACGAUGCGAGUGAGCGAAGUAGCACAACGAGGCCAAACUAGUGAUGGAGAUGCCUUAUCACCAUUACUACGACACUGAGUAAUCCAGUGUGGUUGAAUGUGGUUAGAUAUGGUGACACAGUACUGUCAUUACCGGCCUGCCCUGCCUUUUUAACCAAGUGCAUGCUGGGAUAAGCCUCUCGCAACUACAAGCAGCACAAGCGGGUGUAGAAAACGGAUGGAUGGAUGGAUGGAUGGAUGGAUGGAUGGAUGCCACGUUUGACUCUUGGUGCUUCAUUCUUGUCUUUUUACUAAUGAAGGCUGCUGCUGUAGAAGCUGUUGUACUUCUUGACGGAGUAGUUUUUUGUUUUAUUAUCAUUGACCUCAACCAUGUGAUGAUCCAUACAUAGGUUAAUGUGCUGGUAUGUGACGUGUCUGGAGAUGCGAUUAGCUGUGAUGUUUGACGACACUGUGCAUCAUGUGGCCAACUGACCUCUCAGAUAAGAUUUUAAAGAAAAUUAACUUUUUUCACAUCAGGCUUAUUUUUUACUCUCCGCUGUGCUAUAGAAAAAUUACUCAGAGUAGUUUUUUAACCGACUUAAAACUCAUAUCCAUACUUGAUUCAUUGAUCACUUGUUUGAUUUCAUUCAUCAUAUCUGGUCUGGGGGGGUUGUCUCCAGUUUUUAAUGUUUUGUAUGAUUCUGGUUUAGGUUUUUGAUAAUAAUAAUCCAGAAGCAGACAUUAAUGGAAUCAUCCAUUUAAAUUGUGUUUGCUGAACCUAAAGUUUGUAUCUCACUCUGGACUUUAAUCAGCCAAAUCUUUGAAGCUAUUUGGAAUGAAUGAGUUUACAAAUAAUCCUAAAGAUUGUACCACCAGACAUUUGUACAGUUAUAAAUCAACAUGUCGCUCUGUGCUUUUUUCCCCCAAUUAAUUAUCUCAGUGGUUUUAUUCAGAUGAGACGAAUGCAUUAAAACACUCACAGAUUCAGUGUUCAGUAUUAGCAAGCUGGUUCUUGCUGUCUCAAAAAAAACCUACAAAAUUCACUUCCAAGGCUCCUCUUUUGUUGUCACUUUCACAUCCUUUAUUUCUUUAUAUGUUGUAUUGAACAGAGUUUAAAGAGAGCAAACAAUUGUGUAAAUGAUUCUCAUAAAUUGUACAUUUUUACCAAUAUCUCAGCCACUUUUUGUCUCUACUUUAUGAUUUUUUUCAUUGUGCCUGUAUUAAAUGUGUAAUAUAUGAAUAUAUACAAAUAUAUUAAAAUGACUAA